Molecule: messenger RNA, 1299 nt
Organism: Phytophthora sojae
Lineage: Eukaryota; Oomycota; Peronosporomycetes; Peronosporales; Peronosporaceae
Exons: 6
Coding region: 1-1299 (432 amino acids)
Biological process (GO): magnesium ion homeostasis
Source: RefSeq, a predicted model, not a curated record
AUGCCCCGAGGUGUGAGGCCUGGCGUCGCCUAUGCUGCUGUGGUGGUUGUGGCGACGCGGCUGGAGUCUGCGGCGGCGAACGGAGGAGGCUUCGGGGGCGGCAACGAACAUAAAGAUCUCAGCAGCGAAGACAUCGCGCUGCAGGUGGGGGCGCUGGUGCUGCUGCUGGCGCUGUCGGCCAUGUUCGCCGGCCUGGGACUCGGCCUCAUGUCGCUGGACCUCAUCGGCCUGGAGAUCGUCGUGGCUGCGGGCGAGGACGCGCAGGCCACGGAGAAGGAGCGCAUGAACAGCGAGGCCGCCAAGAAGGUGAUCCCGCUGCGUCGGAACGGCAACCUGCUGCUCACGACGCUGCUGCUGGGGAACGUGGCGGUGAACGUGCUAACCUCCAUCAUCACGGCCGACCUCACCAGCGGGCUGUUCGGGUUUAUCGCGUCGACGGUGCUCAUCUUGAUUUUUGGCGAGAUCGUUCCGCAGGCUCUCUGCUCCAGAUACGCUCUAGUGAUCGGAGGCAAGGUGGUCCCAUUCGUACGCGUCUUGAUCGCGCUCUUUUUCGUUUUCGCGAAGCCUGUCAGCAUGGCGCUGGAUGCGACUCUAGGAGAAGACAUUGGCACGGUUUUCACGAGGAGACAGUUAGCGGAGAUCAUCGACAUCCACGAGAAGCAGCAGAUGAUUGACAAGGACGAAGGCAGCAUCAUUCGCGGCGCGAUGACAUUUGGAAACAAAACGGCCAGGAGCAUCAUGACCCCAGUGGAUCAAGUGUUUAUGGCUCCUCUUUCGGCCGUGCUGGACCGCGUGCUCAUCCACAGCAUCCUCGCGAGCGGGUUCUCGCGCGUACUCGUCCAUGGCGAGUCGGUGAAUGACAUCAUCGGGACCAUCCACGUCAAGGACCUCAUCUUCGUGGACCCGAAGAUCUUUGGUCGAACUACCCGCUCGGUGGCCCCAGACUGCAGGCUGAGCGCACUACUGCACACGUUUAAAUCUGAAAGUGCCCAUUUGGUCCUGGUGAAGCAGCCGCAGACGAUCGAUGCGACGGGUGAUAUGCACACACUGCUGGGGAUCGUGACGCUGGAGGACGUUCUGGAGGAGAUUUUGCAGGCCGAGAUCCUGGAUGAGGGCGAUGUGUCCAACCACCGCAACCACGACUCGGAGCGCAAGCGCUUCCUUCUGCGCCAGUUCGACGAAGGCGGGCGUCUGGGCCUCGAAGAUUUGUGCCAGGCCGACGACCCGUCCGAAGACGAGCUGGCGGUCGGACUUGUGCAGGACGCGCAGCGCUUCGACAGCGUCGAGGUAGACCUCUAG